AUGCUGAAUGUUUGCACUGGGACCGAUUAUAAAUCAGCGAUGGGAAAUGGGAACAGUGCAAAGUUGCACUCAACGGAUUUGCAUGUGAACCAGUAUAGCGAAUCGUCGUCGUUUCUUGUCGAUGACGCUGAUCCAAAUACAAAAUGCGUCGCGAUGUUUCUCUUUCAUUUUACGGCCUCUUCCCCUUCCCCUUCACUAUUUUCCUUUUUCCCUUCUUGGAAAAAUUCCCCCUUCAACCUCUGUAAGUUUUAUAUACCGUCACAGUUCUUCGAUCUCCUUCGGAGAGAUUUCCAGGACAUCCAAAACAAUUUCCAAAGUUCAAUACACAUUCGAAGAGAAGAAUUCAUAUGGAUUUUUCUGGAUGUCCACGAUUUUAUGAUCAAACAAGGAUCAUCGAGGAGAGUCACCAACGGAAUUUCCACAUCUCAUUUUGUGCUAAUCUUUCAUUGCAUAGGAUAUUUUUCAUCGAAUGCUAAAAAAUGUUUGUCAAAGUUAUAAUAGUUUUUUUUUUUGUGACAUGCAGGAAAUUUGUAUUGUGAAUUAUUUAGAUAGGGAAAUCAAAAGUAAUAUAAAUGUAAUAAUAUUAGAUAGAAAAUUAGAAAGAAAAGUUAAUAUUGUCAAGUACUACAAAGUAAUUUUAAAAAGGAAAAAAGGAUUCAAGAUUCAGCAUCAACUUUAAAGGAAUAUUCUUUCACUGAG
Leptopilina heterotoma is the source of this 699-nucleotide messenger RNA. RefSeq lists its product as uncharacterized. Lineage: Eukaryota; Metazoa; Arthropoda; Insecta; Hymenoptera; Figitidae. Bases 1 to 498 code for a protein of 165 amino acids. The transcript is spliced from 4 exons. The record is from RefSeq and is a predicted model, not a curated record.